Ctenocephalides felis (cat flea) is the source of this 576-nucleotide messenger RNA. Its product is annotated as phospholipase A2-like. Gene Ontology annotation, biological process: phospholipid metabolic process; arachidonate secretion. Bases 1 to 576 code for a protein of 191 amino acids. The record is from RefSeq and is a predicted model, not a curated record. NCBI's taxonomy places the organism in Eukaryota, Metazoa, Arthropoda, Insecta, Siphonaptera, Pulicidae. The transcript is spliced from 4 exons.
AUGUUUUGGAUUCCAUCAGCAAUAUUGUGUUUCAUUUUAAUCGCAACUCUUGUUAAAAAUUAUGAUGCAAAAUUGCGAUAUGCAGAGUGGACGUCCAAAUUACCAAAUGAGAUUUCAAUAGAUGAUGAUAGCUACAUCAAGCAGAAAGGACAGCAGCUCACAUUUGCAUUUCCUGGUACAAAAUGGUGUGGUCCAGGAAACACGGCAUCGAGUUACGAAGAUUUGGGGAUCGAACGAGAAACUGAUAAAUGCUGCAGGGCUCAUGAUAAUUGUGAUAAUAUACCGGCAGGAGAAACUAAGAACAAUCUUACUAAUAAUGGAAUGUUCACAAGGUUGCACUGCGAUUGCGAUCACGAAUUUUACGAUUGCCUAAAAGCAGCAAAAUCAAUGGUGUCCAACGAGAUGGGCUUCUUAUAUUUUAACACCAUCCACACAUAUUGCUAUAUGGAGGAGCACCCGAUCAAAGGAUGCCAUACUCGGAGACAAUGGUUUCUCCAAAGAAGAUGUGUGGAGUACGAUUUUGAUACAAGUCAACCUAAAAAAUGGCAAUGGUUCGAUUUGCCCAUAUGGAAAUAG